Molecule: messenger RNA, 5904 nt
Organism: Plodia interpunctella (Indianmeal moth)
Lineage: Eukaryota; Metazoa; Arthropoda; Insecta; Lepidoptera; Pyralidae
Gene: axo
Product: axotactin
Exons: 30
Coding region: 303-5834 (1843 amino acids)
Molecular function (GO): calcium ion binding
Source: RefSeq, a predicted model, not a curated record
AGUGCUGUGCGGUUGACUGGGGACGUGCAAGUCCUUGCACCGUCAGACACUUUUAAGAAUAAAAGACUUUUUAUUUUUUAAAUCGCGCACUGGCCACUAAUAGAGGUUUGUCUGUGAAAAUUUAAAUAAUUAAAAAGAAAAUAACAAAACUACGCGCGCGAAUAUGAGCUUCUGUUUUUGUUGUAUUUUAUUAUAUUAGGUAGUGAAAAUGUUUUAUCAUGUGAAAGUUGAUUGUUAAGUGAAGUAUAAAUUGGAUGAAAUCAAGUUAUAUUAUUUUGUAUAAAUGAACCCAAUCGAGCAAGAUGUCGCUGCUUGGAAGAGGAUUAAAAUCGAUAAUACUUUUUAUUUUGCUUCGAACAGCUGAUGUUCGAUGCAGCUUGCCCGUCGAUUUAGCUUCUGAGGAAAAAGUACUCCCUCUCACCACUCUAGCCCUGACUUCCACAUCUUCCGUCGCCACAACCGUCAAUGUAUCAACGACUUACGCCACAGUGAUACCACCUAUCCCUCCCAGUGACAGAGAUAGAUUCCUGACCUUCGCAGAAUCAGGCCACCACCGCACUUUCAUGUUUGCUAAGGAUAACACCUUUAUUCAGCUGGACGGAAAUAUUAUACAAAGGUUUCAAUUGAGGCUAUGUCGAGAAAUAUCCUUCAAAUUUCGCACAAGACUGCCCCAUGGACUGCUUGUUUAUCAUAAUGUUAAGAAUCCUGUCUUCAAAAUGCAGCCCUAUGCUUUAUACGUUAUUGUCGAGAAAGGUGAACUUAAAGUCGUCCAUGUAUUCGGGAAGCACUUAACAUCGGUAACAGUUGGUCGAGCUCUUAACCGCGAUCAAUGGCACAAUGUGGUGGUAACUAUAGAUGUUCACGGAGCGAGGCUGAUCGCAAAGGUUGAUCAGCUCAAGGAGGAGGUGUAUCUGAAGGGCCUCAGUUUUGAUACAAAUUAUGGAAUCACUGACAAUCUAACUUCAGUCAUACUAAUAGGAGGACUAAGUUCAGAAGAAAAACUUCACGGAGUUAAAUACAUAAUAGAAUCGUUUGUUGGCUGCAUCAGCGACAUGGUCCUCAGUUCAGGCAAGGCCGCUUCGGACCUUCUGCCUAUAGUACCCCUCAUUGCUACUAAACACGAAAACGUUAAAGAAGGAUGCAUAGACAAAUGUAGGACGAUGGAGAACUUAUGUUUUGAAGGAUCGAGGUGUAUCAAUGAAUACAACGGCUAUAGAUGCGAUUGUUUUGGCACAUUGUAUGAGGAGCAACUCUGCGAUGUUUACACGGCGACGGUGCUCACACUACGAGGCUCCAGUUAUGUCUCUUAUCGCAUUUACGACUGGAAAGACAGAGUCCACUCGACUAACACUCGAGUCAGCCUACAUUUUAAGACCCGGUUUGAUGACUCAGCGCUGUUUUAUGCCAGCGGUCAAAUUGAUGACAAAUAUCACUACAUUGCUCUUUCUAUACACCAAGAGAAGGUCGCUAUACAAAUAAACCUCGGCAAUGGUCCUAUUGACGACUACAUCGGCUAUAAAGUCAAUAACAACCAAUGGCAUAAUCUCACUGUUAUAUUACAAGAAAAGAAUGUCUUUGUAUAUCUUGACGAUGUUAUAGAAGUCUAUGAAGUCCCUGGAGAUGCUAAAUACGUUUGUAUAGAUCCCGAAAUUUACAUAUGUGGAGGUCCAGAUUUGCAUAAAAUGAAAGGAUUAAGGUCUUUCAACAAUUUUGCUGGGAAUUUGAAAUAUGUAUAUUACAAUGAUGUGUCUAUUCUAUAUGAACUGAAACAGAAUAACACCAAAGUGCAUUAUAUAGGCGUAUUGGACCCAGAAUUCAAAGAAAUUGAUAUAGAAGUGAUUCCAAUAACAUACCCGUUUGCGACUUCCCAUAUUUGGUGGCCAUUGAAUCAGAGUAACAGCAUAAACUUGAUAUUUGACUUCAAGACGAGUAAGAAUAUGGCGGUGCUGGCUUAUAGCCAGAUCACCUCUGGCCAAGGGUAUUGGGAGGUAAGGAUGGUAAAAGAAGAAAUAAGAUUUGAAUUAGUACCAGACGUAGGCAAGAACGUUACAGUACUCAAAUCAGUGAAAUUUAAUGUAAGCAACGAUUGGCAUACAGUGGAGUUGGACUAUCGGAAAGGAAGAAUCAAGUUGACCGUGGAUCAUCAUAACAAACAUGCCCAGAUGUUUGGCUUGGAUUUUCAACUGCAAGACAAAAUAGUGAUCGGCAGCGGACUGAAAUCAGCUAAUCUUGGACUGAUUGGUUGCAUGAGGAACAUCAAAAUUGACGGACUUCUCAUCGAACCGAGACACGUCAUAAAUACUGAACGCGUAGUAGGAGAGGUGGCUAUAGACGAUUGUAGAUACGUAGACCCUUGCACCAGACCCAACACUUGUGAACAUGGAGGCAUCUGCUCUAUCAGAGAAGAUAGAGUUAUAUGCAACUGUGAUAAUACAGGAUACAUAGGCGAGAACUGUCACUUUGCCACAUUCAGGAAGACCUGUGAAGAGCUGGCCCUUCUGGGGUACACCAGGAAUGACGUUUACCUCAUAGAUAUUGAUGGGAAUGGAAAGUUCCCACCAGCGCAUGUCAAAUGCGAAUUCCAGAUCGAAGCAGAUUCGUCAACUACGGUGGUUGAGCAUAACCUGCCGAGCCAGGUGGACGUGCGUUCAGCCUUGGGCCAAGAUUUCAGCUUCAAGAUAAAGUACAGGGAGUUCACGGCAGAGAUGCUACAGGAGCUGAUCUCUCAUUCUUUGUACUGCCGUCAGUACAUCAAGUACGACUGCAACAUGGCUCCUCUGGAACUACACAGCGCUACAUGGUUCAUAUCGUCUUCCAAUGACACCGUUGAUUUCUUGGGCAAUGUCAAGAGAGGUUACUGCCCCUGCGGAGUCAACGCGACUUGCGUGAAUCCCACCCAAUCCUGCAACUGUGAUGCUAAUGAAAGCAAGUGGCAUUCGGAUGAAGGCACCUUCGUGGACCCCAAAAGUUUAGGCAUCACUGAGAUGUUCUUCCUCCAGCAGAAGGAUUUGACUGAAGAGGCUCAAGGCAGAAUCACCUUGGGAUCUUUAGAGUGUGUUGAGACCAACACGCAACGCUAUGUGGUGACUUUCACUACAUCUCAAUCUUACAUCGAGGUCCCUGGGUGGAGGAAAGGCGACAUUGCCUUCAGUUUCAGGACCACUGGAACCAGCGCCAUCUUAUUAUUCCAGCCACCGAUCAGACCUAACUACCCUUCUUUUAUGGUUGCCCUCACAAGUGAGCACGAACUUACAUUCAACUUUACACUAAACACUGGAACCACCCGAAAGCUGGUAAUCAACUCCAAAAGAAAGCUGAACGGAGGCGAAUGGCACAAGAUAUGGAUCGACUACAAUUUCUAUCACGUCAGGUUCAUGCUUAACACAGAAUAUCAGAUGCUGAAUCUGCUAUUGGAAGAAGAAUUUGGGCCCUUUGAAGGAUCUAUGUUCAUUGGAGGCGCUACUGCGGAACACUUAAAAAAAUCCGCUGUAAACCAAGGUCUAAUAGGCUGUUUCCGAGGUUUAGUUGUAAAUGGAGAGGUCUUGGACAUAUACAGCUACAUGUCCGUCCAUCUGUCGGAAAUAAUAAAGGAUUGCAAACCCUCGUGCGUGCCAAAUCCGUGCCAGAAUAAAGCUAUCUGCAAAGAACUUUGGUCUUCUUACGAAUGUAUUUGUAAGAAUCAGUGGGCACAUUUGGGAAAACAUUGUGAGGAAAAUAUUAAUGAGAAAGCAUUGACAUUCCAAACGAAAGAAGCCUAUCUGAAGAAGAAUUAUUUAGUGGACAAUGAAACGGACGCAGAAAAAGACAGGUUGAAGAAAAUGAUGACAGAAAACGUUCUGAUGAACUUAAGGACUUAUGACGAUAACUCUUUAGUUCUUUAUGCUAAUGAUAAUCUGAAUAACUUCAUACAUUUAUUCAUAUACAAUGGAACAGAGAUUAUUUAUCUUUUUAAUCACGAAGAUGAAAUAAUACAGAUAAACGUCACAUACGAGAAAAUAAAUAAAGGAGGUAGUGUGCAAAUUGCGAUUAUACGGACAGAAAAUAGUACAACUUUACAUGUGAAUGAUAAAAAUACUACUGUGUAUACUGUUGCUAAGCUUUUAACAAAUUACACAAAUAAACCUUGGAUAAAUCCAGAUUUGGAAGUUAUCCGUCCACAAAGGCCUCCUGCGCCACCAACAGACUACUUUCAAAUGAACCUGGGAGGUUACGACCAAUACUCUCUACAUUUAGCUCCGAGGGCCAACCAUUUGCCUCAGGGAGGAUAUGUAGGGUGUGUGAGAGGGUUCAAAAUUGCCGACCAUGUCGUGGAUCUGUCGAUGAAGGCGCAGAAAGAUAUUGAUCAUGAUCUCACAGGAGUGCUAUCAGAAUGCAACAUGAAGUGCGACAGUGAGCCGUGUAAGAAUGGCGGCGUCUGCACUGAAGACUUCACGAACCAGGAGAGCAGUUGUGAUUGCGAACUCACUAGUUACUUUGGAGAGUAUUGCAUGGAAGAGAAAGGAGCGGAUUUUAAUGGGGAAAGCAUUUUGCAGAGGAAAUUCGUUCUGCCUGAGAAUAUCAAUAGCGUUAAAAUCACGUUAGCAUUCUCCAGCAAUGAUCUGCGUCAGAAAAAUACAGUUCUUCUGUUGGUGCAAACAGAGAACAGACGUAGCUUUUAUUUACUAGUAGCCAUAACACAAGACGGAUAUCUCAAAUUCGAAGAAGACCGAGAAGGCUCCGCUUAUGGUGCCGAAGUCAAGAACAGGAAUUUUCUAAACGGGGCAAGACACACAGUCUAUUACACAAGAAUAGGCUCAGACGCUACAUUACUAAUAGACAGGAUAGAGAUACCUUUAGAGAAAUUGGCCCCACAGGAUCUUUGGGAAGUGUUGGAUGUGGGGUCCAAUGAGGUCCAAAUAGGGGGGCUCAAUACGACGGAUCCACGGCUGAAAAUCUAUAAAGGUUAUAACGGGUGUCUUUCUAAUAUCCUAGUAAAAGUGAACGAUGACGUCAUGAAGCCUCUAGAAGAGUACAUGUUGUUCACUCGAUCGGACUCUGAGAAGGUGAACGCGGUGAACGCUCAGGGGGUCCGCAGUGCACAAUGCUCGGCCGAUUUCGAUGAGGCUUGGCCUGAAAGAGAUCAAUUAGGCGCUACGCAUAAUGGGAGUUUCCUCAUCAGUGUAGACAAAACCUGGGUAGAAGACCCUCCGUCCAGGACCCCGUACGACUCACUGUACCAACAGCCUGACGCUGAAGAAGAAAACACCGACAAAUUCUUCAUUGCUCUGAUCGUCAUAUUCUUGUUGGGUCUUUGUUACUGUGGAUCACAUAUGUGGCGAACUCACAAAGCACACAAGUUACGUCUGGAGAAAGAAACAGAUGAAACUAUAAUGAGGAGCAAAGAGAAGGCGUCCAAACUUCAAGAGGACUCUAUUGGUUUCUUACAACUCAACAAAGAUGGCGAAGAAAGCAACGCCAACGGUGAAAAGAAAUCAAUCGGUGUCUCUAUAGAUGUCGUUCCUACUGUUAUCGUCGAAGUUAACAACGAAGAGAAGCCAAGGAAAGGUUCUCUGAGGUUUAAAGAUCUCCUAGAGAAGGACCGUGGUUUCGAACCCUUGGAAGAAAGAGAUGAAAAUUCCGAAAACGAAGUACACUCUCAAACCAGUGAUGCUAUCGAGGAAGAAGUUGAAUAUGAAUCUGACUCCAGCAAUGAAGAAGAGAAUGAACAUGAACAAAUUCCACCCCAUAGAACCGCGAGGGACACAAAAGGACCACCAACCUCAACUUUAACUACCCAGUUACCCUACAAAAUAGACGAAGAUGGAUCAAAUGAACUUUUAACCCUUACUGCCUAGGUUCUACGAAAAAAUGUUUUAGUAAAGUUUUUUAUCAACAUUUGUCAGUAAAUCAAAAAUUAGAUGUUUA